AUGGGCUUCUUAUUCUACCAAGAUGCAUCAGUAGUUCAGGAGUCGGGCGAUCGGUUCAUGCGCGCCGCCGUUCUAAUUCGGCCGAACUGGCUGGUAUCUGCUUCAAUUGAGCGCAACGACACUGCACUGGCCUUCCCCCAGAAAACGCUGCUCGCUAGAUUUGGCGGCGUGGCCAUCGACGCCAACUUCACCUUUAACGAGGACGAGGAGGAGCAGGAACGGGAGGUCAUUCAAAUUGUUCGUCCCUACAACUUCACUGCGACGGAAUGGUGGUUUUACGACAUCACUCUCCUGAAAACUUUACUCCCUUUCAACAUUACCUCCGCGGUAGCGCCGAUAGCGCCGCAUUACAAGCGAGAUGCAAACGUCAGGAGUUGCAAGAUUCUUAUUUAUUCGAGGCGAUCUUACAACGAGUCGGAUGAGAUUCUAAUGCAGCUCUCUGUCGAAUUGCUCACGCCGUCCACUGACUGCGGCAUUCACUUCCAAUCGGAGACAAUGAUUUGCGGCGCGGACAGCGAGGACAACAAAAACUUCAACUAUGAAACGGAUUACUGUCAGGGUAACAGCGGAGGGCCGCUGCUCUGCGAGGGUGAAGUGACUGCACUGCAGACUUACGUCAAUGGCGAAUGCAAGCAGCCGCAUCUGUUUCAACUGCUAGCCGCGUGGGAGAAGUUCAUCGAGUGCGGCGUCGAAGAGCGCUGCCUCGACGGCGAAUGCAACGGGACGUGUACAACGCUAAACAAGGACACGCCCAUAAACGAAAUCGUCGUGCAGACCACAAUCAACACCACAGCCACCUCGACACCAGAGCGUGACACCGUGUAUUCUGAGGGCACAGAGCAGCAGACGGCCACUGGCGCCCCCGAAACUGAGAAAGCCAGCGAGGAUGGCGACGACUCGACUCCACCCACGUUGACUGCCACAUCACCCGACUCGACCACCACUCCGGCCGUAGAGACAACGGAGACCACGCUGCUGAGCAGAUUGGACGAAGAACAAACGACCACGUGGCCGUCCAGCAAAGUCAGCGAGGAUGCCAGAGGUUUCGAUCGAUCCGAUGAUGCAGAGAAUGUUGACAGACAUGCAAACGUCGAAGCCCAACAGCAGAUGGUUAUGACGAAAACGCGAGGCGAUGCGGACGUGGUACAUUUGUCCCGAAGUCUUGUCUGCCUUUUAGUUUCUCUUGCCUCAGUUACUCUACUUUACUGU
Messenger RNA from Iphiclides podalirius (scarce swallowtail), 1209 nucleotides. The record is from the annotation of a GenBank genome assembly. Lineage: Eukaryota; Metazoa; Arthropoda; Insecta; Lepidoptera; Papilionidae.